This is a messenger RNA of Penicillium roqueforti, 432 nucleotides long. RefSeq lists its product as uncharacterized. The record is from RefSeq and is a predicted model, not a curated record. The transcript has a single exon. NCBI's taxonomy places the organism in Eukaryota, Fungi, Ascomycota, Eurotiomycetes, Eurotiales, Aspergillaceae. Gene Ontology annotation, molecular function: protein binding. Bases 1 to 432 code for a protein of 143 amino acids.
AUGUUCCGAAUUCUGUGCUUUCCCGAGGCCUUGAUUCGACGCAAUGUCGCUACACGGGCAAAAAUGCCGUCCCUGCAGAAUCUUCCCGAUGAAUUGCUGCUCAAUGUGAUCAACAAACUUUUGGUAUACAACGUCAUGGCCUUGCCACAACAAAGCCGUGGAAUACAUGCUCUAUGUGAUCUGAAAAAUCGCGAGAAAUAUCAUCGAUUGAAGUUCGGCCGAGAGAAGUACCCGCAGACCCAUGAAGCUGUACUCCAAGCUGGACCAGACACAUUACUUGCCAUCUUACGAACUGCCCUCCUUGGAGAUUAUCUUCGGCGUGUGGACCUGUACGGAACUGGAAUGAUUGAUUUGAUCCUGAAUCCAAGAAUUCCAUUCGAGAUUCUAUACUUUCCCCUAAGGACAUCGACAGGCUCAAGCAAGCAAUCCUAG